Orbicella faveolata is the source of this 1867-nucleotide messenger RNA. Its product is annotated as cytochrome P450 10-like. Lineage: Eukaryota; Metazoa; Cnidaria; Anthozoa; Scleractinia; Merulinidae. The record is from RefSeq and is a predicted model, not a curated record. Gene Ontology annotation, molecular function: heme binding; monooxygenase activity; oxidoreductase activity, acting on paired donors, with incorporation or reduction of molecular oxygen.
UUUGCCCUUCAGUGUCAAUCUCAGUGGUCACUCGAGCCGUUCGCACCUGGAUUCAUUGAAGUGAAUUUGACGGAAUUCUUUCUCUUCCCACAAAAUGAACGACGCGCUAACCCUGGUCUGUUCAGCGCUACUGAUCUCAAUCGUAGUUUGGUUGUUAAAUCCUCUUGCAAAACUACACACCUUACUGAGCUAUCUCUUGCGUGGAGACACAGGCUCGCAUAUUGCAAAUCAUUCGGAAGAAGUUCGCUCGUUCGAGGAGAUGCCUGGUCCGAAGGGAUUGCCAUUUUUCGGCGACUUGAUUAACUACGUAAGGAAAACCAAGUUUAAACCACAGAUGGCAAUGCUCCAAACGUCCUUCGAGAAAUACGGGUCGAUAUUCAAGACGACAAUUAUGGGAACAACGAUUGUUUCUAUUCAAGAUCCCAGGAAUGUAGAAAUCGUCUUUAAGGCCGACGGCAAGUAUCCCGUGCGACCUGGGGAAGUCGUCAAAAUAGGCGAAUGGUGGAGGAAAAGCAGAAACCUUCCGAAAAAUGUGGCGGCACUACAGGGGGAAGACUGGAGCCGAGUACGCCGAGCCUUGGCGUCCAAGAUGCUUCGACCCAAAGAAAUCCGUGAAAACCUCGACAACUUUAAUGGGGUCACCAGGGAUACUAUAGAGCAUUUGCUGGCAAUAAGGGGAGACGAUGGUGUGAUUCCAGAUCUCGAGAAUGAACUUGCAAAGUAUGCUUUCGAAUCUGUUGGCACCAUGGCGUUUGAUGUGAGAAUUGGUCUUUACGAUGACCCACCAAACAAGGAAACAGUCAAAAUGAUUGAGGCAACUAAAGAAUCUUUUCGACUUUUGGGAGUGUUGUGCAGAGGUUUGGAAAACCUGUUGUUUGCGUUCGUGACAACUCCUAACUACAGAAAAUAUUGUAAAAACCAGGACAUUGCAAUAGAGAUUGGCCAAAGGAUCGUGGAUGACAAGGUUUCAGAAUUGAAGAAAAUGGCAGAGGAAGGUGAAGAAUUUACUAAGGAUGGAGCUGUACCUCUACUGACGUACCUCAUCAUGAAAGGCGAACUUACACCACAGGAGAUUAACAUGAAUUCUAUUUCGAUGUUUAGAGCAGGAGUAGACACGACAUCCGGCGGACUGCUUUGGCUACUUUACGAUUUGGCGUGUAAUGCAAAGGCGCAGGAGAAGUUGUAUGAUGAAGUGGUCUCCCUCAUUGGGCCUCAUGGAGAUUUUACCCCAGAGAGCUUUGCAAAGUUGACUUACGGGAAGGCUUGUCUCAAAGAGAGCAUGCGAUUGCAUCCUGGUGCCUUUGCUUGGGGACGCGUUCUGACGCAAGAAGUGGUUCUAUCCGGUUACAAAGUUCCUCCCGGAACCAUCGUUAGGUAUUCCAAUUACCUUGCGGGACGUUCAGAGAAGUUGUUUAAGUUCCCCUUGGAGUUCAAACCUGAACGUUGGUUGAAUGAUGACUUGGGAAAAAUCCAUCCAUUUGCCAUUUUACCAUUUGGAGUCGGCGCUCGCAUGUGCAUCGGGCGUCGCAUUGCCGAAACCGAAAUCUACCUUCUGGCUACAAAGUUGGUGCAGCGUUUCCGUUUGGAAUACCACGAGGACCCUGUAGAGAUGGAGUUCAGAUUACUCGCUGUUCCUGACAGGCCGCUGAAAAUAAAAUUGAUUGAUCGCGAGUAAUUAUGAUUACCUAAGUUAGCGAGGACAGCUGGCCUCUCGAUGACAAAGGAACGUCUUUUUAGGGAAGUGGUCAAAACUAUUAUACAUAUAAGGGACCCACUAAAAUAACUUGAGACUACCGUCUCUUUCUAUAGCCCCCUACCCUUAUCCAGAUACCAAGGAUUUCUUUUAUAGCCCCUCCCCCCCCCCUCA